This is a messenger RNA of Ogataea parapolymorpha DL-1, 768 nucleotides long. RefSeq names its product Cardiolipin synthase. Gene Ontology annotation, biological process: cardiolipin biosynthetic process. Lineage: Eukaryota; Fungi; Ascomycota; Pichiomycetes; Pichiales; Pichiaceae. Gene Ontology annotation, cellular component: mitochondrion; membrane. The transcript has a single exon. The coding region runs from base 1 to 768 and encodes 255 amino acids. Gene Ontology annotation, molecular function: cardiolipin synthase activity. The record is from RefSeq and is a predicted model, not a curated record.
AUGCUGAUCAGGGCUGGUAUUGGAAAUAUUGCACUUGUUGGGAGACCUUUCAAAUUGGCGGCCGUGCGCGGUCCUCUUGGCAGGAAGAUUAUUCUCGGAUUCCCGUCGAGUGCAGCUGGCACCAUAUUUGUGCGAGCGAAGAGUGACAAAAAGCGCACCACAAUUCCUACACUAUCCGAAAUUCGUGAAAGUCUAUACACCAUCCCCAAUGCGUUGACUUUCACCAGACUCGUUGCUGCGCCAGUUGUCGGGUAUUUGGUGGUUUCUGGACAGACUGCUUGGGCUCUGGGUCUUUUUGCAUAUUCCUGUGUGACAGAUUUCGUUGACGGGUUUAUUGCCAGACGUUACAACCUACGAUCGAAGGUCGGCUCAAUUAUUGACCCAAUGGCAGACAAGGCACUCAUGGUGAUAUGCACUGCCUGCCUAUCCCACAUUGGUACGGUGCCGUUGUAUUUGGCAGCACUCAUACUAGGCAGAGACAUAAUGCUGCUACUGGCCGGCAUUGUGGUUCGAUACAUUUCGUUGCCUGCUCCAAGAACAUUCCGACGGUAUUGGGACUUCUCGCUGAUCACAGUCGAGGUGCGCCCUACAACAAUUAGCAAGAUCAACACCGCGCUCCAGAUGGCAUAUUUGGGUGGCCUGAUGCUGAGUCCACUUAUAGAUCUGGGCGCGAACCGUUUGGAGUACCUCGUGGCUGCCACCACUGUGCUGAGCGGGUUGUCCUACAUAUUCAGCAAAAACGCAGUGCGCAGAAUUGCCAGGAAAUAG